Gopherus flavomarginatus (Mexican gopher tortoise) is the source of this 1352-nucleotide messenger RNA. It is a transcript of the gene CCNH, whose product is annotated as cyclin H. Lineage: Eukaryota; Metazoa; Chordata; Testudines; Testudinidae. Gene Ontology annotation, molecular function: cyclin-dependent protein serine/threonine kinase regulator activity. The transcript is spliced from 10 exons. Bases 121 to 1107 code for a protein of 328 amino acids. The record is from RefSeq and is a predicted model, not a curated record. Gene Ontology annotation, biological process: regulation of transcription by RNA polymerase II; regulation of cyclin-dependent protein serine/threonine kinase activity; DNA-templated transcription. Gene Ontology annotation, cellular component: nucleus; transcription factor TFIIK complex.
GAAUUUGCUUUACGCGCUGGGGGCGGGGCAUGAGUUGAAGGCGCUUUGAGUGUCCCUGGAGCGUCUGCUGGGGCGGGCGGCGGACGCGCUCCGGGUGCCGGCUGGCCGCGGGCGGGCGGGAUGUAUCACAGCAGCACGCAGAGGCGGCACUGGACCUUCCGCAGCGAGGAGGAGCUGACCCGCUGCCGGGCCGACGCCAACCGCAAGUUCUGCUGCAAAGCGGUGGCCUGCGGAAAGGCUCGACAGAGCGACUCGCUGCUUCUGGAGCCCCGGGAGGAGCUGGCGAUCUGUAAAUAUUAUGAGAGGAAACUGCUGGAUUUCUGCUCCGUGUUCAAACCUGCCAUGCCCAGAUCCGUGGUGGGAACAGCUACUAUGUACUUCAAACGUUUUUACCUCAAUAACUCAGUGAUGGAGUAUCACCCUCGAAUAAUAAUGUUAACAUGUGCAUUCUUGGCAUGUAAAGUAGAUGAAUUUAAUGUGUCCAGUGCGCAGUUUGUUGGUAACCUUCGAGAGAACCCUCCAGGUCAGGAGAAGGCUCUUGAACAGAUCUUGGAAUAUGAAUUACUACUUAUUCAGCAGCUGAACUUCCAUCUUAUAGUGCACAACCCUUAUAGACCGUUUGAGGGAUUUUUAAUUGAUUUGAAGACUCGUUAUCCAUUGCUGGAGAAUCCUGAGAUCUUGAGGAAAACAGCUGAUGACUUUCUCACCCGAGUAGCUCUGACAGAUGCCUACCUUCUGUUUACACCUUCACAAAUAGCUCUCACUGCCAUCUUAUCUAGUGCUUCCAGGGCAGGAAUUAAUAUGGAAAGCUAUUUAUCUGAGUGUCUUGCGCUGAAAGAAAACAGAACAUCUCUGUCCCAGUUACUAGAUGGAAUGAAAUGCAUGAAAAAUCUCAUAAAGAAGUAUGAAACACCACGGCCUGAGGAGGUUGCCAUUCUAAAGCAGAAGUUAGAGAAAUGUCACAGCUCAGAACUUGCUCUUAAUGUAAACGUAAAGAAGAGGAAGGGCUAUGAAGAUGAUGAAUAUAUUACAAAGAAAUCUAAAAUGGAUGAGACAUUGCCAAGGCAUGAGGAUGCAGGUUCUCUGGGAAGAACUCUCCAUUAUUAAGUUGGUGGAAGGACCCUUUCCAGGAAGAAUGGACUGAUGAUGAUCUUGUAGAUUCACUGUAAUUUUAAAGGAAGAUGGCACCUGGCGGAACUUUGGGAACUACUUGUUAUCCACGUCCUGCAUCAUGUUGGAUUCUCAUUUGUAAAAACUUUCUCUAGCUAACAACUUAUAGCAGGUUCCCAGUUUGUCAUGGGAUACAGAAGAACUGCCUCUUUAUAAUAAAUUGGUUUGUAUUUUUAUUUAAA